This is a messenger RNA of Diprion similis, 708 nucleotides long. RefSeq names its product putative defense protein 3. The coding region runs from base 122 to 640 and encodes 172 amino acids. Gene Ontology annotation, molecular function: oxidoreductase activity, acting on metal ions. The transcript is spliced from 4 exons. The record is from RefSeq and is a predicted model, not a curated record. NCBI's taxonomy places the organism in Eukaryota, Metazoa, Arthropoda, Insecta, Hymenoptera, Diprionidae.
GGAGGAGAAGGCGUGAGAAAUAAAACCUGGAUAAAUAAAUUUACUUUCAGUUACUUUCGAGCUGUUCGUUCGUCAGGACGUUUGUUUUAUACCGUAAAUUAUAGUUUACGUGGAUCAAAAAAUGGCCUGGACGAAUAUCGAUCGGAUCGCAACUCCGACGAUCCUGUUCUCACUCCUCGUUGGCGUGAACCUCGUCUUUGGUUUUCCCGACGGAGCCCCCGUCGACGCCUGCGUGAAACCUCGCCCUAAUCAACCCUAUCAUGGUCAAGCCAGGCCGCAGCCCCGAGAGACGAAUCCAUACACGAUAACGGCGUCCUCUGCCGAAUACGGACCUGGUUCGCAGAUAACUGUGAGCAUCGAGGGAGCAACUUUCAAAGGAUUCUUUAUCCAGGCGAGAGACGCUCACACCGAUAAUUGGAUCGGGUCCUGGGCCCAGACUCCAAACACAAACACUCACGCCGAGUGCAGUGCAGUGACCCACGCCGAUCCUCGUGACAAACAGCAGGCGACCCUGAUAUGGAACGCGCCCCACAACGCUCGAGGUCGGGUGUACUUUACGGGCACCGUGCUUAAGGAUUAUGGAACUUUCUGGUCCGACUGGAGGCUGCCGGAAAAUCCCCCGGCUCGUUUCGGAAAGUAGAAGAAAUACUACCGAUCUCCGAAACUCGAGAACGUUUUUUUUUUUUUUUUUUUUUUUUUUUUAUCUUU